GACCGUAAGCGUGUUGUGUACUGCGCACAUGCCGUGUUUGAUAAUUCUAACGUUAUAACGUUAACAGUAUUUUCACGGUUAACGCGCGUCACUGACGGUUGUUUGUGUUUUAAUACGCGCUCUAUCGUCACUGGCCCGCCGCCAUGAAGAUUAAGCGGCAGAAACAAGCCAAGAAGACGAUCAGUUUCUACAAAUACAACUUCGGCUUCAGGGAACCCUUCCAAAUCCUCAUCGAUGGAACUUUCUGUCAAGCGGCCUUGAAGAACAAGAUUCAGAUCAAAGAGCAGAUGCCCAAAUACCUAAUGGGAGAGGUGCAGUUGUGCACCACCAGCUGUGCGCUGAAGGAGCUAGAGACGCUUGGAAAACAGCUGUACGGGGCCAAGAUAAUCCUGCAGAGGUUUCAGGUCAGGAAGUGUCCGCAUUUCAAGGAGCCGGUCUCAGCAUCAGAGUGUCUGCUGUCCAUGCUGGAAGAGACCAACCCGCACCACUACUUCGUUGCCACACAGGACCACACAGUCACCACGGGGCUGAAGAAAAUUCCAGGAGUUCCUCUGCUUUACAUCAUCCUCAACACCAUUGUGCUGGACAAGCCCAGCCAGGCGUCCCUCGACCACGUCCAGGCCGUCCAGCUGGGAGAGCUGGUCAGCCCGGCCCAGCAACAGAGUAUCCAGACCCUGAAGGAGGAGCAGGGAAUUGGCCAGAAGGACGGAGAAAGGCGUGGGAAGAAGAGGAAGAGGAAACAGUCCAACCCCAACCCGCUGAGCUGCCUGAAGAAAAAGAAGAAAGGAGUCCCGACACCCCCGCUGAAGAAGACAGAGCAGGAGGGGAAGAGGAAGAGAAGCCGACACAAGAAACGAAAAGUGGAGGCAGGAGAUGGCACAGCUGCUCCAGCAGCUGCUAAUACAUAAAACAGCAGGAAGACAGAGACUUCAACCUUCUCUAUUCACCUGAUUUAUAGGUUUACUUUUUGAUAUGACUGCAGAGGGAAAAAAAAGUUUAUUACAUAAUAUUUUAAAAAUGCCAUUUUGUAGUGGUAUUUGUUUUAUUUUGAAAAACCUUACAGGUAAGGGAAUGAAACUGUUCUCAGACAACAUCUUUAUGAUUUCUUUUAUACAAAAUCAAAAAAGCAGGUUUCAUUACAGGCACAUAGUUUAAAAUAUAAGAUGCACUCAGACAUUAAACAGUUUACCCUUUUUCUUUUUUAUUUUAGAUGGAAGGGGAUAUCAAAAAAAUGCAUUUAGCUGUCUCUGGACACACUAACUUGUUUCCACGGUUGAUAUUUCGUGCAGAUUAAAUUUAAGCUGCAGUAUUUUCUCAUACCAUGAUGACUUACAGCAACAAAAGUCCAUCCAGUUUCCAUCUGAUCCUGUCAUCCAGCCAUUCUAGAGAUUAAUAAUGAAAUCUGCUUUUAAAUAAAAAAAACCAAUUCAUUCUCUUUAGCUGCUAUACAGCAAUACAACAAUAAAUUAAUACUAUCAAAAGUGACACAGAGCACAACAACUUAAUUGUCUUAAUAAACAAGACAGUGCAUCACUGUAUCCAUAUACAAUAAGGACACUGAGUAAAGUGAAUCUGACCUCAAGUUAUUUUAAGGAUUUGAAAAAAAGUAACAUGGCAAUGAAAAGACAUUUCACACAAAUUGGACUUGAUUCAAAUAUUUCAGGAUAGCAUGCAAGUAUAGCAGACCACUUAUGUUUUUAUCUAUAGGCUGAGGUCCCGAAGCUAGGUUUUAUUAAGCUGUGUCCCAAAUCCACAGCACAUAGUAACAAGGUCCAAGACAACGUGAUGAAAUGUCUCAAUUUUUCAUAUUUUAUACUAACAGGCAAUGAUGGAGAAAACUUAAUUCCUUACAAGUUUAGAGAGGAAGCAGCAGGAGUUGUUAAAGGUGUUCCCAGGCCUGUUUUAUCAGAAUUUUAAAUCUGAAUCAGGAAAAGUGUGCAUAAUCACGUGCGCUGAAAAAACAGGUGAUUUUUACCCCUCAACCUGAAGGUUGAUGGGGUAUUGUUAUCCCCUGGUCAGGCAGGCGGGCCUCAGACAGCGUGAACAUGAGAAAAAGACGAUAUAAGAUUUUCAAAUUGAUGCCACAGAUUUUUUUUAAAAAUUUACUGAAAAUUAACACAAUUUAAAUUGUUUAAAUAGACCUUUGACAAUAAGCAAUGAAGUUUAAUCACUGUUUUGUCACUUUUACUGUCUUUCCCAAUGCCGGUAAGAACACACCUUGAGUAAGAGAGCAGCCAUAAAUUAACGGUGCAUAAAUGAUGCUCACUUUUAAUGUUUCCGUCAUGACCCUCCUGACACAAAUCCUUCCAGAGGAUUUGUGUCAGGAGGCUGGUAGCCAUCACUAUUUUUAAGUUUGCACAAUCCUCAAAUCCUGCUUAGAAAUUAGUAUGUUGUGUGGAUUUGGGUCAUGCCUAUUUUUUUUUUUUUUUUACUGACAGCAACAGCAACAACAACUUAGAGUCUGUAAUACUUAAAGUGCUACUCUACAGCUGCAUAAUGAUUAGCUGCUGGUUGAGUCUGUAGAGAACUACUAUAAUAACUGUUUAAAUGUACUCUUGGAAACAGUGCAUGCUCCUUCUUCCUAAUAUGAUGGUGAGAGACUUCAGAAGUAAACCUUCACCUGAAGUAGUGAGAAAAAUGGAAGUAACAUGUUUGACUGACUGUAAACAGAUCAUUACACUGGACUCCAUCACUUUGGUGAGACGCCAGCAAGCAAUGAGAUGCAGGUGAUCCUUUAUAGUGAUUGGGAUAUAAAGUGAGUAAAUAAUAAAUAUGUUCAUUGCUUGAGUUCCAACUACGUUAGUCAGACCCACUUCCACUGAACCACCACUGCUUCACAUCUAAAUGAUGCAAAAAUGAAACCAUUUCACAAACAAAACAAUCUCAGCAUACUUAAAUAAGACUUGUGUUAAACUAACAGAUAGUGCUGCUGACUAAAAGUACUGACCUCCGAGCAGUUUGUUUCUUUAAAAGAUUAAAAUGAAUGGGUUUUUUAGACGAUGUGGAAGCGAGGCCCCGGCGUAGCGAUGAUAUCACUGUAAGGCUCCUCCUGGACGAGCUCCACUGCCUGCUGCUUCUUCAAGACCAGAAAGCUGUAGAACUUGGCAGCUGCCUGCUUCCUGUUGUUGUUCCUGCACAGAUCCAGCAGGCUGACCGACUGGGCACCGGUUUUAGCCAUCACCCUCUGUGAUGCAGUGACAAAGAGUGUGAGCAAGAGGAAGCCUGUCAUUUUGCAUACUUUGAUAUGGAAAUGGGUUUUAAGCUCAUGCAAGGUACAUCUACUUAUACGAUGCCAGUCGGUAGUGUUAUAUUACCUGAUGCUGUGGAAAUCUGCAAAUAUAUUGAGUAUGGAGCUUGCCUCUGGUAUAAAAAAUGCCAUCCACAAGCGAAACUGUCAGGCUAUUACCUAAAAGUUUUAUAUUAUAAGAUAAUAACCCAAAAUCUCAACUGAGCUCUGCCUGAGGUCAUACUCACAGGCCUGACCUCACACACUCACACUCACUACUCACCACUAGGGGGCAUAUUACUCAAAUCUUUAAAUAUACUCCAAAUACACUUAGUAUAAGUAUACAUGUAUUGUCAGCAAAGUUUCCAAAAAGUAAACCUAAUCAGCAUUUUAGCAGACUUGUAAAACAGCAACAGUGGGCAUUAAAUAUGAAUUAAAAAUUUGACCCUUUUUAUUGUAAGUAUUGACUUAAGCAUUGAUUAUCUGUCCCACUUUGUUAGAAGGAAAAAAAAGGUUUGCAAAACCCCAGAGUGUGUUUGUGUGUGUGUGUGUGUGUGUGUAUGAGGCUACUCGAGGUUUUUAAUAGAUGAUGGCUUGCAGUCUGGCACAGGCCCUCCAGCAAAUUUGUACUUCAGUUCUGUAUGAAAAACCUUAUUAUUGUAUUAGUGUGUCUGUAUUUAUAACCAAACCAAUUAACCAGCAUCAAAUCCUCUCAUCCAAAUAUGGGAAAAAAAACCCUUAAGUUAAAGUUUCACAAUGUAGAUUUCAAAAAUCCAACAGGAUAGCAUCCUGAUUGUGCCUAUGGCCACAAUCCUAAAUUCUCUAAGUCAUCUGUAAUCUGUAAGUCAUCUGUAAUCUGUAAGUCAUCUGUAAAAUGACAGCUGUGGCUGAUUUAAACAAAAUAAGUCAUAAAAACUUGUAUUGGUGGUCUUUUGACAUAAUAAUCAAACUGAAUCUGUUUUAUAUGUUAUUCACUUUAAGAUGUUUCAUGUUAACUCCUUGUGAGUUUAGUUGGACUGUGUCAUGUUUUACAUCUUAAUUUUAAAUCUAAGCAAAAAACAAACUUGACACCAUUAGACUAGAAACAAUUCCACUUCAGAAAGGAUUCAUAUGGUUUUCUACUGCACAUGAGUAUAUUUUGAAGAAAAAAAAAAUCACAUAAGUUUCUUGUUUCUUUAUACAACGAGAUGUCAGUCUCCCUUCUUAAAGCACGCAGAAACAUCCAGGGUGUCUCAGUGUGUGGAUCUGAGUUCAGAUAUUUCUAUAAGUUGUACCAACAACUUAUCACUCUGCUGUUUUCUUAUCUGAUAAGAUGAGAUCACAUACAUACCUGGAGACCAUGAAGCAUUUGCUGGGUUCUUUUGUUCCACCUCCUCUCCUCCUGGUCCUGGUCUCCUCCCUGCGCCUCCUCCUCCUGACAUAAAUACACAUAACUCCUUAUACCAACUUAUAGAUAAAUAAACUACAUAAAAAUGAGUUUGCUUAUUUACUCUGAAUAAAUGAAAAAGGUAUGCGAAAACUGAAGAAGCAAGGUUUGGGAAUCUUUAUCUCACCUCUUCAUCAGAGUCAUCAUCAUUCUUCUUCUUGUCCUUGUCGGUGAGCAGGUCCAGUUCUAUCAGCUGGCUGAUGUUGGUGGUGGUUGUUUCCUCCGGGGGUACCUCCACAGUGGAUGCCUCGAGCUGUUGGGGUGCAUUAGAUGGUCUCGACCCCUGCUGUUGCUGUUGCUGCUGCUGCUGUUGGUCCAAGGCCCCCAUCUGGAUUGAGGAGGGGUCAGAGGACACAUCAGAGAGACAGAGAAAGCGCAAUGUGACAAACUCUGAAAAACGUGUACUCACAGGGAGGGCUGGCUCUGUGUCCUGGGCCUUGCGUUUCAGGCCUCGUUGGGAGGAUGGAGGUGGCAUGACCGACUCAUCCAGGGUUGUCCUGCUCCCCUCUACAGCUGAAGUCUGCAGCACGCUGGCCUCUUCCAUGAUGGUCUGGUCUGGAAGAAAAAUCAAGAACAUAUUUUGUGCUACCUCGAAUGAACACUGGUGGGAAAACCAUGGACAGCAACUUAUAGACAAUGUAAAUUUAAGACCAAGGCACAUGAAGAAAUGGAAAAAUGUAAUGACUUACAAUUUCAACUUUGCUGAAGUUUUCACAAAUGUAAUCAUCCUUAAUAAUCACAAAAAAAUAUUUUCAUAGACUGUAUGUAAAAGAUUAAUGUAGCAAAGUCCAAAUAUAAGAUGUAAUGAAUGAUGGGGCAGAUCUUACUGUGGAACAUGUUUCAGUUUAGCUUAUUUCUAUAGAGCUCUUAUCUUUGUUCUAGAUGUCUUGUUCAUGCAUUUGUAUACAUUUUGUUAUUAAACGCUUGCAUUUCAUGUUAAA
This is a messenger RNA of Neolamprologus brichardi, 5593 nucleotides long. It is a transcript of the gene utp23, whose product is annotated as UTP23 small subunit processome component. Gene Ontology annotation, cellular component: small-subunit processome. The record is from RefSeq and is a predicted model, not a curated record. Lineage: Eukaryota; Metazoa; Chordata; Actinopteri; Cichliformes; Cichlidae.